CGUGGCCGGCCAUCUUACGUGGGGGGGGGAGGGGUUUGAGAGGAGGCGAAGUGGCGCAGUGCGCGCGGAAGUGCCGUGCUGUUUAACGCGACGAAGCCCAAGGCCUUUCUUUCGGCUCGUAGUAGUAGUGAAAAACAAACACAUCCCCGCACAUUGCAUUGGUGGGGUGGAUGUGAACUCCCUCGCCUUGGUAUGCGAGGAGGUCGUUUGGUUCUAUACCGAUCCCAACACUGACGCCUGCUGUAUAUUUGGGAGUCUGCAUGUAUAUCUCUCGACCCGUGGUCGCGUGGAUUUUUCUCCGGGGUUCUCCGGUUUCCCCUCCCCCCCACACACCCUCCACGUCUAAAAUCAACAUCACGCGUUUGGCAGGAAUUCGGCUGCAAUACAUUUCAACACCAUCAGGCCACUUUCGUUGAGCUUUCGUUGAGCUUAUUUACGAUAGCAGGGUCGCUUCUGGAAGAAGAAAAAAAGAGCGAUAUAGCUCUGUGACCCUUACCUGUUCAAAUAAACAAUAGUUUAUAGUGUAAUAAUCCAAAGGUUAUGUUUUCCCCGCAGUAAUAUGGUCGCCCGAGUUUGCUGACGUCACGCGCGAUCGAGGCGACCCCUGCGAAGUAGUGGGCGGCGAGGGGGGCGGAGGGGUCCCCCGCUGCGCCCCACGUGACUCCCGCUGGGCCAAUGAGCGCGCGCGGGCCGGCAGUGCGGCUGCGGAACGCAAAGACGGCGGCGGCGGCGGCAGCAGCAGCAAGAAGCGGCGACUAAAGCAGCGACAGUGGGGAAGACGCGAAGGGCAGCGACUGCAGAAGGCAGUAAAAGCAAGAGCAGAAGCGGCCUAGGGACAUGGCGGCAGCGCGGGUCCCGUCCGCCCGCGAGGCGGGAGCAGCCGUGCAGUCGCCGAUCACGCUGUCCCCGGAGCCGCGCACAGAUACGGAACGCCUUGAUCGGGUCAGCGCUUUAAUGGAGCGGCUUCGAGCCAAGCACUCUGUAGGGAGGCCAUGGUCCGACACCUUCAAGCUCGUGCGGCAGGCCAUGGAGAAGCGCAUGAUGCCGGAGUCAGGAGGUCAUCAGCGUCUCCUACACUGUCUGGAGACCAUCCAGAAGGUGCUCAAAGUGAACUCCCUCCCAGGAAUGGUGGAUCGGCUGGAGGCUUUGGCCAAGCACAACGGACUGGCGUCCCACCUCGGCCCCACAGGAAAAGAGUGCUAUAUCACUUCGGACAUGUUCUACCUGGAGGUGCAGAUGGAGCCAUCUGGAGUUGUGAGCGAUGUGAGGGUAGCCCAUCAUGGUGAAAUCAACCCUGCCAGUUGUCCAGAGCUGACGCAGAUACUGAGAGAAGGGAAUUUGGAGGAGUUCUCGAAGCAUUUGGAGGGGCUGGCAAGCCUCUACAAGCUGCCAGGAGACAGCAAGCUGAAAACAAAGGUCUACCUUGCCCUACAGUCUUUGGAGAUGGACCUGGCCAAGAUGGCUCAGAUGCACAGGGCAGCCACCAAUGUGAGCGUAGAGGAAGUGAUUCUGCAAGGCGUGGUGGGGUACGUCAGCCCUCGCAUGGGAGGCCACCUUAUGACCCUCAAAUACUUCGUCUCGCCAUACGACCUGCUGGAUGAGAAGACAAAAUCCACUGUUACGUUAAACGAUAACAAUGUGCCUCGUUUACUAGGCAUGAAUGCGCACGUGAUGAUCGAAGCGACUACAGGGCCAUUCAAGCUGCCCAUCGCGCCUCUCAUCGCUGGCACACACCCUAUUGAUGGCACCGGUAUGCCGUCCUUCUCCGCCAUCUCAAAUGCAAACAGCAUCGAUCUACCGGCUUGCUUCUACCUCAAGUUCCCACAGCCCCUGCCUUUGUCCGACACGGCCAUGCAGCAGAUCCAAACCAAAACAGGGAUUCCUGUGACGCAUGUGGAUACGAUGGGGCCUCUCUUUGAGCUCAUCGGUCACGUCACACAAGGACAGACACCACCACCCCAGCCGGGGUCUUCUACUGAACAUGCAAUGUACUACUGUGUGGUCCUUCCGGACCAACGGCACUGUUACUUCCUGAAUAAGCGAGCAGUGCGGCAGGAUGGGCGAGAGCUGGUGGGCGCGCUCGUGAGACAGGUGCCCUUCUCGCACCCCAGCCACGUGCCGGCCGUGCUGGCGGCCGUGCGGCGCCAGCUCAUCUACAACGCAUUGCUGGACAGCUGCAUGCGCCGCUGCCUGCGCACUGGGAUCACCGACGAUAUGUCUGAUUACUACCAGUUUGAAGUGAGUCCCCUUGCGGACUACAGCUUUACAGUCACCUUCCAGCACCCACUAACGGACAGCAUGGCCUGUGUCGUGGUUGAUGUGACGGAGAGCUGGCAGCCAUGCUGCACAGUGCACACCGGGCUACUCGACCCCCCCAUCUGCCCCGACCUCUACCUAACCAGGGUCAUUCAGAGGUGCCUGUCCGUGCCAGUGGCCAUGCGAGCAAUGAACAGGAAGGCACUUGAGAUCCAGGCAUCUGCGCCCGAGCUGCAGUCCCGGCCGGAGACUGCGUCAGUGCUGGCCGCCAUGGCCUCAAACUUGAGCGCAACGUUGGAGAACCUGGCUCGCCGCUCGCCUGAAUGCGUCCCCCCACCUCCAGUUCCCAGUGGCACCCCCCCGAUGCACUAUAGCAGCACAGCCACCGUACAUACAUCCACCCCCGAGUUUGCAAAUACACAAUCUGCCGCAUACUCUGGCUCUGCGUGUCCUGCCUUUCCUACCGGCAUGCACUCUCACAACCAAAACCAUCUUCACCAACAGAGCAAGGCCAUCGUUCCCGGAGGGCAACAGCAAGAGUCUUUACUUUCACUUAGUGAUGUGGAUCUUUGCAAGGUGGCACAAAACCCAAUCCUAACGAGCCUCCUACAAGUGACGGGUGGGCUGGGUGUGGCACCUGCUCUGGGCACUCAGCAGCAGCAGCCCCACAAUGCGCAAACGCCAUCACCGACCUUACCCACCAACACAAAAAACCAUCCUAUGCUGUUCAACCUACUUAAGGACUUCUCAUCUCCUUACUCUGGGUCUGACCGGCCAAGUAGCCACAAUACUGCAAGCCCACCCAAAUUAGAAGUGUCGGGUAGGGUCUCGAAGUCCAGAAAAAAGUGGCGGUCCCGCUCACACACGUCCCCGAGAGACCAGAAUGAAGAGUUUCCAAAUGAACUGUGCUCAAUGGAUAUGGAAACAAAUACCGAGAUAUUCGACAUAAAUGUUGAUGGCACGGAAAUGGAGCGGCAAGAAAGCGACAGUGGUGGUGACACGGACUUUCCGAGCUCACCUUGUGCUCACAAGCCUGGCUCUCUUGCACAUAGCUCCCCGUGUGCACAAAGAUCAACGCCACCAUUGCCACAUGUGCACCUUCCCUUGCCUGGCUUUUCCAUAAACUCGCCCCAUCCUGCACAGCAGCAGCAGCAGUCAGUCUCCUCCCUGCCUCUACCACCUUACACCAGUAGCCCUCAUCCAGCCUUGACAUAUCCAGGUGUUUCUCAAGCUACCGGACUUCCAAACCAGUUGCAGCAAGGAUUGGCCAACAUGGUUGCCAAUGUACCAGAUUUCCUCUCCGAGAUACCACUGCGUCCUGUGAGCGACCCCCAAGGAGAAUCUGCGCAUGUUCCUUCCAGCCACGUCAGACUUUCAUCUCCUCUUGGUAUUGGUGUUGCCCACCUGCCACUUGAUGGGACAGAAAAAGGAAGUAAUUUGCUUGCAAAGUGUUUAGCGCAAUGUGGGUCAGUGUCAACAUGGGAUUGGCAAACGGUGAGGGAAAAGGACAGUUGCAUGUCUCCUGCAGAAAAUGUGCCGAGGACUGAAACCUUACCUCUUGACGCAGAGGGGUUUGAGGGGCCGAGCACAGCCACGACAUUCACAGAUCCCUCCCAGUUCCUGUCAGGGGCUGGAAGUGGCGGAGAUGAAGAUUCUCAAUCUUUCCCUGAAGCACUCGAUUUUAACAGCGACGCACUUAACAAUGCAGAACCCGUCGGCAGCUUCAUGGACAACUUGCUUGAUUCAAACUCUCAAGGCGGUGAGAACGAGGAGAAAGGGCUAGUUUUUGGUGUGUCGGUCACAAAGGCAGAAACGCAAGCAUUCACCAGUGCCGAUAGCAGCAGUAGGGUGGAGGUGGCCACCGAUGGCUCGCAGUCAGCAGUCAGUGUCUCUCACUUGGACUUUAGCACUGCAACGGGUUCAACAUCUGGGCAGGAAAGUAAGGUGUCCAAUAUUUUGUCUGAAUCUGCACCCACAGGGCAUUUAAAAACGGAGAUGACUCAGAGUUCAAAGGAUUCUUGCAAGUUAACGGAGAAGUCCGGCACAGCCAGUACAAACAAAUCAAACAUAGGCAGCAUUCAACGUGGUGGCAGCAAUUACGAUGGAAAAGGAAUGAAACGCAGCCGCUCCUCUUUACCUGAUGCUAAAGCAAAAGAUAAAGUGCUAAAGCACAGGCGCCUGGAUGGGGACGGCAAAUCCACGUCACACAGCAUGGCUACGUGUCGCUCGUUAACUCCACCAGCAAACAUUGGCAGUGAAAAGUCACCUUUGGCACUUCCAGGUCGCUCACAGACCCCUCCUGCUAGCUCGGCCCCACGAAUCCCAAAACUUACCAUCCAACGCUCAGCUGGCGGCUUGACUGUAAGCAAGACUUCACACAGUGGCUCCAGCGGCAGCAGCAAGCCUGGCACUCCACAUAUCUCUUCCUCCUCACCACUCAGGCAAAAUGUAGGCAGUAAAGUCCCCUCUCAGUCUGGUCCAGCUUUUUCCACUGCUACAGCACGGGGGCAGCCUGGAGUGAGACUGACCUCUCAGAGCUCCUCUCCUCGCCAGGGCGGCCCUCAAAUUAAAGUCAAAACCAGCAGUGGUGGAGGCAACAGCAAAUCAGGCACAGGAAGUUCUGGGAACAAACCUGGUCCCGUAUCACAUGUAGCCACGGGCAACAAUAACGGCAGAGGUUCUGUGUUUGUGUCGUCAUCGCAUGGGAGCAGCAGGACUGUGCAGAUGGCAGGAAAGGGUUUAUCCCAUUCAUUGCCAACAAAGCAAGGUUUCUUGCAGAAGCAAGGCAGCGGGCCCGUAAGCUACGGAGGUGGUAGCAAACUUGUCAAAAUGAAACCUAUAGUAAAACCCUCUACCUCCGCAUCAUUGUCUACAAAGCAAACCUCCUCUCCAUCCCGAUCCAAAAUCCCCAUGACGUCCGACCACUCUGCUGCUGUGAAACACACCCCUAACAUUGCCAAGAGCCCAAAAAUCCGUGUGCUCAACACUUCUCCAGCCUCAAGUGCCAAUGGUGGCUCAGUUGCGAACCCAGAAUCCAAGCCGUUAUCUUUUACAACUACAUCGCAGCCAAUCAAGUCGGGCUUUGCUUCCCAGGUACCAAGUGGGGGGUCCUCACCUGUAAUGUCAGUCGGGGGAGGUAGCUCCAGCAAGGUUGCGAAGUCAUCAAUUCGCCAACGUAAGCCCUCUCUAACAGCUGUGAUUGACAAGCUAAAAAACGGGGUCACAGCAACUGGAGCUGGAUUGGGAGGGGCAGAAGAAUGUGUGGAUUCAAAGCCAAGUGAAGAUACUGCUCCAAGUUCCUCUCGAGCACAGCCAGCUAAUGGUGGCCUUGCACAAACAGUACCGAGCUCUGCACCACAGAGAAUUUCACCAUUUAACGUUUCUGUCAGCAAAUCUGACCCACACAAGCGCAAGGAGGUUGAGAGGGAGGGCAAGUCUAAAGUGGUGCUGGGAUCUGCAUCUUUGUCGACAGCAUCUACUGACGGUCUCAAAAAGACUUUGGAACCAAAGGUCGGGAGUAGUGGCAGCAGCAGUGUUGGGAAGAUAAUAAUCUCAAAGCCUGAUGGCGAAGGGUCUCCGAGCAUCAAAAACAAACCACCGACUUCAAAAUCUGUGGACAGCACCAACCAAGCAACCAAGCAGGGACUGGCGAGUUUGAAACAAGCGUAUGGAUCACAUUUUAUUUCUGAAAGUUCUACCCCCAAAAUGGACCGGCCCUCGCCGAGUUGCAUCAAAUCGCCAGCAUACCCACAGCCAACAGGUGACAGCUGCAGCGAGUCCGAGUCAAGCUCCACAUACGAUAGCUUGAGUUCAGAGGAUGGAGGUAAUUUGCUCAUCGACCUGUCGGGAGAGCGACCUUCUAAGAGCAAUAAAAAAAGGAGAAACAAAGAAGUGAACCAUGCACAAGAUCAAGAAAAACUACACCAUAGCACACAACCAGAAAACUACCCCAAGUCUCCUCUUCUCAGCGAACAGCCUCCGUUAUCCAACCUGUCUUUCAGAUCCGGAUCUGGUACCUCGCAGCAGCCGAGCCCAUGCGUGAUAGAUGAUGAUCUUAUGAAUGAAGCUUUGAUUGGCAGCUCUACGUGAAGUUAUAAGCUAUAGCCUAAGUAAAAGCACUGUGCAAAAUCCUUUUUCAUCCUACUCUCCAAUAUUUAUGUGGGUAAUACUGUGUAGCACUUAAAAUGUAAAAUAGUUAAAUGGAAAAGUCCAACUGAUGUUAGGAAGAUUUUUAUUUUUACACCUUUGGACACUAAGUGUGAAAAGGCCUUGUAAAUUAGCUUGGUUUUUAAUUAAACCCUGAGCACUUUUGCUAGUUUCCCUAUACACAUGCAGUAGUUAGGCUUGUUUACAUGACAGGCAUUUGAGUAGUGAACAUGCGUCCUCAUUCCAGUACCACUAUGCAUUGCUGCAUGGUUUACAAGGUGUGGUGUGUGAGUUUUCAAGGUUCAGCUGUGUUUAAAAGUUAUGCCUCAGUUUGUUGGAAGACAACGUAAAAAAAUGUAUUUUAAUGAAUGUUUAUAUUUGUAUGCAUAAAUAAACUAUAUUGUAAUUACACAUAAAUUAAAGCUGUUUGUUACUGUGAUAUAAAACGUCGCAAUGUUUUCAUAUAGAUCUGUUUAUCGAUGCAUUUGAGACUUGACAUGAGGAUUUUCCAAUUAAUUUUUAUUGCUUUUCGCAUUUAAACUUGGCACAUUUUCAGUGUUAAUGUAUAUUUGAUUAUAUUUAUACUCCGAAUUUUAUGGUAGAUAUGGCAAAUCACACAAUUUCAGUUCCAAACUUGCUCGAAACAAUUACUGCUUCACAACCUGUCGCCAAUAAAAAAAAAGUCCAAUGUGGAAAAAAAA
Molecule: messenger RNA, 7103 nt
Organism: Petromyzon marinus (sea lamprey)
Lineage: Eukaryota; Metazoa; Chordata; Hyperoartia; Petromyzontiformes; Petromyzontidae
Gene: MED1
Product: mediator complex subunit 1
Biological process (GO): regulation of transcription by RNA polymerase II; cellular response to thyroid hormone stimulus
Cellular component (GO): mediator complex
Molecular function (GO): nuclear vitamin D receptor binding; nuclear retinoic acid receptor binding; nuclear thyroid hormone receptor binding
Source: RefSeq, a predicted model, not a curated record